This is a messenger RNA of Kwoniella botswanensis, 738 nucleotides long. RefSeq lists its product as uncharacterized. Lineage: Eukaryota; Fungi; Basidiomycota; Tremellomycetes; Tremellales; Cryptococcaceae. Gene Ontology annotation, biological process: post-chaperonin tubulin folding pathway; cytoplasmic microtubule organization; tubulin complex assembly. The coding region runs from base 1 to 738 and encodes 245 amino acids. Gene Ontology annotation, molecular function: alpha-tubulin binding; microtubule plus-end binding. The transcript is spliced from 5 exons. The record is from RefSeq and is a predicted model, not a curated record. Gene Ontology annotation, cellular component: cytoplasm; nucleus; microtubule plus-end.
AUGACACUCAUCAGUGUGUUCGUAACUUCCCCGGAUACCCAUUCGGAGAGAAGAUUCGAUACUUCUCUCACUAUAGGUCAACUCAAAGAUAAACUCGUACCCAUCACAGGGAUCUCGCCUCAAUACCAAGUCCUAUCGCUUUAUCCAACUUCAGACUCUGUACUUUCCGGUUCAUCAAAAGCCAUAGGUCAGUUAAGUGAAGAAAACAGGACUUUGGUUGAAUAUGGUGUCAAAGAAUGGCAAUGUAUCAAGGUAGAUAAUACAGAUCCAAAUUAUAGACCAGGGGAAUUCACGGAUGAAAGUAAUUUAGAGAGGUUCGAGUUGACGAAUGAAGAGUAUGAAUCUAGGAAUGAUACCGUCUUAUCCCAUUUAAAAGCCAAUAAACUCGGAAGAUUCGCACCGACGCCUACUAAUCUCACUUAUCCACCACCACCUCCAACGUCUUACGAUCCAAGUAUAAUACCCGGCGCGAGAUGCGAGGUUUCGCAUGGAAGUGCAGGAUCAGGUAGGAGAGGUACAGUGAGGUAUGUUGGAGAAGCGUCAAUAGGGAAAGGAGGAGUAUGGGUGGGAGUGGAAUUGGAUGAACCUCAGGGGAAAGGUGAUGGAGAGGUCGAAGGUAAACGAUAUUUCCAAUGUUCACCACUUCACGCGACGUUCAUACGUCCUGAUAAAGUGACUAUCGGCGAUUUCCCAGAAGAAGAUCUUAUGGCUUCUGAUGACGACGAAGAUGAGAUAUGA